AUGGCAGGCGAUGAAAAAGUAUGGGGAAUGGUGGCGAAGGGGGAGGACAAGACCACCUCACGCCUCCUUUCACUACCGCCAGAAAUUCAACUAAUCAUCUGGGAGUUUACCGUGACUUCGGCAGAGCCACUCUUCAUCAAUUGCGCCUGCGACAGCUCAUAUGGCGGUUGGACAGAAGAGUACUACGCCGAUCGCGAGCGGUGGGAGAAAGGCGAACGACACCCUCCAUGGCAACCAGGCUUGACGCGUACCUGUGCAUCGAUCCGCGCAGACGCCUUGAAGAUGUUUUACAAAAACACCUUCCAAGCGGGCUACUGCUAUGAGUGUGACCUAGACAUUGUCAUUGACUGGCUCAAGACCAUCGGCCCUGUUAACCGGGAAUGUAUCGGCAAAUUUGUGUUCUUUGAUGCAAAUCGCAAGCAUGAUCGAAAUAUGCCAAAGGACCUGACCAAAGUAUUGAGAUCCGAUGUAGUGCGUAUUAUGGGUGGCAGGGUCGAGAGUACGUAUGAUGGCGAAGGAUGUAAGCAUGUUGUUAAAUUUGGACCGCAUGGAGACGAGGAUUUGAUGGCUUUGAAAGACCUGUUCGAGGAGGAGACUUCUUCGGAGAGCCAGUUGCAUGAGGUCCGCUCAAUCUCACAAUCGCCCGGGAAGCCGUCAAAUAGGCCACGAGGCACGGAUGAGAAAGAUCGUGAGGCCGUCAAAGUCACGGAGAUGAGCACCCACCUCGAAGAGCUGAGUCUCCUUUCCUGA
Molecule: messenger RNA, 750 nt
Organism: Pseudocercospora fijiensis CIRAD86
Lineage: Eukaryota; Fungi; Ascomycota; Dothideomycetes; Mycosphaerellales; Mycosphaerellaceae
Exons: 2
Coding region: 1-750 (249 amino acids)
Source: RefSeq, a predicted model, not a curated record